Arvicanthis niloticus (Nile rat) is the source of this 438-nucleotide messenger RNA. It is a transcript of the gene Ankrd40cl, whose product is annotated as ANKRD40 C-terminal like. The record is from RefSeq and is a predicted model, not a curated record. NCBI's taxonomy places the organism in Eukaryota, Metazoa, Chordata, Mammalia, Rodentia, Muridae.
AUGGACGAGCCUGAACAGGAUAUCAAGGAGAAGCUGGCAGGUCAAAGUCAACAAGACAUGAACCCACACUUGCCAACUGAGCCACGCGAUGGCAGACCUGUCAGCAUCGGUCUAGAGCUGGUGCUUAAAGUAAGAAUUCAGGACUCCAAAGAAAAUGACUUCAUUGAAAUUGAACUGCACAGACAAGAGUUAAGUUACCAGAACCUACUCCAGGUGAGCUGCUCUGAACUGGGGAUUCCCUCAGAACAAGUGGAGAAGAUAAGGAAGCUGCCGAACACACUGCUCCGGAAGGACAAAGACAUUCAAAGGCUCCAGGACUUUCAGGAGAUAGAACUCCUCUUGGUGAAGAGUGGAAGCCCCGAAUGGACUCAACACACAGCAUCACCUCGGACAGAGACAUCAUGCUAUAAUAGCAACGCUGCAAAAAUGACUUACUAG